AUCAAUCAAGAGAAGAAGAGUGAGAAGAAGUGAUAGAUCAUGGCAACUACCCCAAAAUGGAUCAUGGUUGGAGGAGAAGGUCCUGCGAGUUACAACCAGAACUCCUCGUAUCAGGGAGCAUUGCUGAAAGCCACAAAAGAAAAGAUAAGCGAGGCUAUUUCGUCCAAACUCAGUCUUGAUUUGAUCUCUGAUCGCUUCAGUGUCGCAGAUUUUGGUUGCGCGAGUGGACCUAACACUUUUGUGGCAGUCCAAAACAUAAUAGAUGCAGUUGAAGACAAGUACCGCAAGGAAACCGGACAAAACCCGGCAGAAGACAUCGAGUUCCAAGUCCUCUUCAACGACUUUACCACCAACGAUUUCAACACUCUCUUCCAGACACUCCCUACCGGUAGAAGAUACUACACUGCUGGUGUCCCAGGUUCCUUCUUCGAACGUGUUCUUCCUAAAGAGAGUUUCCACAUAGGAGUUAUAAACUACGCAUUCCAUUUCACCUCCAAAAUCCCCAAAGGCAUCACGGACCGCGACUCUCCAUCGUGGAAUAGAGACAUGCAUUGCACUGGGUUCAACGCCGCGGUCAAGAAAGCAUAUCUUGAUCAGUACUCGGCCGACACCAAGAUUUUAUUAGAUGCUAGAGCCGACGAGCUAGUCCCCGGGGGAUUGAUGUUGCUUCUUGGAUCGUGUCUAAGAGAUGGAGUUAAGAUGUCCGAGACCGUUAAAGGAAUGGUGUUGGAUGCUGUCGGAGCUUCUCUUAACGACCUUGCUCAACAGGGUGUUAUCGAACAAGACAAGGUGGACUCGUUUAGCACGCCACUCUUCUUAGCAGAAGAACGUGAGCUGAAGCAUAUCAUAGAGGAAAACGGGAGAUUCACAAUCGAGGCGUUUGAAGAUAUCGUUCACUCGUAUGGAGAGUUUACACUAGACCCCAAGGUUUUAGCCGUCUCUACUAGGGCCUCCUUUGGAAGUUUCCUAUCACAACAUUUUGGAGAGCAAGUCUUUACCAAAAUCUUUGAUCUCAUCGAGGCCAAGCUACGCCAAGAGCUUCCUCGCCUCCUGAAUGCCAAACCCGGAAUGCAAUACCUUAUCGUGCUUCGAAAGAAGAACUAAGGAUCCAAAUCUGUUAUUGUGAUCAGUCAUUUCCAGUAUUGUUUCAUUUGGUGCUUUGUUUUUGCUUCUGUGCGAGUGUGUUUUUGUUAUUAUCUAUACAAAAUAAUAAAUGUUUGUGUAUGGUUAAUGAUUUAGCUGAUGUUGUUGGUGGAUGAUAUGGAUGGUGUAUUUUAAUUCGAUAUUUAAUAAACUGCGUAUGUUCCGGAUGGCUUAUUAUAAUAUCAAAAAUAAAAGUAUAUUCUG
Eruca vesicaria subsp. sativa (arugula) is the source of this 1347-nucleotide messenger RNA. NCBI's taxonomy places the organism in Eukaryota, Viridiplantae, Streptophyta, Magnoliopsida, Brassicales, Brassicaceae. The record is from the annotation of a GenBank genome assembly.